AGUUGCAACAUCGCAGCUCCAGCUUGUGUCCGUACUGCAGUACGGUUCAAGCCAGCGGAGACUUUGGAGUUUUUAACCUGGAGCGACAGCUUUGGAGUAUCUAUGCAUCUGAACAAGUCGGAAAAGGAAAUGCGCAUUUUCCUGCUUCAGGAUUAGCAGAUGCUCACAUGGAGUCAAGGGUCCCUCACCACAUUCCCGGAGUCUCCACAUCCGUCAUGGUGCAGCCCCUGCUGAACGGCUACGGGCGGCUGCAGCCCCCACUCUCCAUCUUCCCCAUCGACCAGAUUAAAUCUACUCGCGUUGAGAACGACUAUAUUGACUGCCCCGCUGUGGUGUCACGACAGCCUCCUGGGCAGAAAGGGGCGAGGGCGCCGCCGGACUGCCUGCCGCGCUGUGAGCCCCGUGACGUCACGCACCCCUGGAUCUCCUUUGGGGGCCGGCCAGGCUCCAUCAGCAGCUGCAGCAGUGGUAGCACCUCCUCUGAUCAGAGGCUGCUGGACCACGCCGCUCCUCCGCCCACAGCUGGGCCUGCCUCCGGCUCGCCCCGCUUCACCAGCCCGCAGCCCCCCAAGGCCACGGGGGUCGUGGACGGACACACGCCGCCCUGUCUCCACUGUGGCAGGUGCCGCUGCACGGAGUGCACCCUGCCCAGGACGCUGCCCUCCUGCUGGGUGUGCAACCAGGAAUGUGUGUGCUCAGCCCAGACUGUGGUGGACGGCGCCACCUGUAUGUGCCUCGUCAAAGGUGUCCUCUACCACUGCACUGAUGAUGAGGAUGACGAGGGAUCCUGCGCCGAGCGGCCCUGCGCCUGCUCCGGGUCCCACUGCUGCGUCCGCUGGACCUUCAUGUCCGCCCUGUCUCUGGUACUGCCCUGCCUGCUUUGCUACCCGCCAGCCACUGGCUGUGCCAAGCUCUCGCAGAAGUGCUACGACCGUGCCAGCCGGCCCGGGUGCCGCUGCAGGCAUCCGCCCGCCUGUAAGGGCACCGAGGAGGACGGCGUGGGGGGUGGUGUGGACAAGCGGCUCUCCUGAUAGGCCGAACCCAGCCAGCUCCAGCCGUGGAGGCUCUAAGGAGAUCAGCUGCAGGACGCAGUCUGCAGCUGAGAUUAUGGUACUUAAGAGGGUUUGUUGACCUUCUCCUCGUAUGACUGAACUCUAGACGCCCUCCAACAGUGCAUGGCGGUCAACGGUCAGCAUGUGACCAAGAUGGCAGUAACCUAGCGACGACAGCGAAGUCCCUGCAGUCUGUCACUCUGCUCUCUCCACAACGCUGCACUCUCUCUGCCUGCAGAUGCGGUUGUUUUCAUAGUCCAGCUAAAUGUGUUAAAGGACCUUGCACAGAGCAGCCAUGCUGGCUUGCUGGCUGGGGAUUGGGCUGACUUCCAUAGAGCAGACAACACAAACGGUACCAAUUAACAUUUGUCCACUCUGUACACCCCCGGUCCAAAUGUUAUUCUGAUAAUCCAGCUUCCCCUUUCAGAAGAGAGUUGAAUUUCACAUGAACAAUGUAGGAGUGUUUAUUGGCCUUUAUUUGAAUAUAGAAAAUGUUCUAUGAGACACGGAUAUCUGAUUCCAAUUUAACACAGUUCAGCAUGUCUGCGACGUUCAGUCGUGAUGCACCUAGAACGUAUGGUGAAGCAGGAACGCAAGUCGCUGUAGGGAAAGACCUCAGGGAGACCUCACUCACUUCCAGCACACGGAAAAAUGUGUGCAGGCGCGCUGCUUUGCUACUCUUCCUGAGCAGAUAACACGCCUUCACUCCCCCGUCGUUUCCAAGGGGGGGGGGGGACAUGAGAAUUGCAACAUGUCAGCGGAAAAUGCUGUGUUCAUGGAUUUCAAGCAUCCGAUUCAAGGAAAAAGGGGGGAAAAAAAACAUAGCGAGACUUGCACAAGCCCUGUCGGUUGUUCUCUUUCUUUAUGAUCAAGCAAACCCUACAUGUAAACAUGGGGACAGUAUUACAAAGGACCUCAGUUAACAUCAGUCAUUGAUCUCCCCUUACGUUCAUCACACGCCGUCUCUAUUUUGAGCAUAGUCUGCAAUGUGCUGCUGUUGACCUCUUAAUGUUGUAAAGGAUAUAGUCUUAUUGUAAAUACUUAAGGUUUUCCCAUAAGAUCUGUUUUAGUGAUAUUAUGGUACUCCAGGGCUUCAGCCAAAGGAGUAUAGAGUGCUAUCUUAAAUUUUAUUUCUCUCUUUGUGUUGUGCACUCAAACUGACCGGAAGAGCUCGGGACACGGCAUCCCUACCUUCAUGCACAGAAGCUGUUCUCUCCGCCCCACCUUUGUCUGUGACUUAUCCUGGUAUUUGCUGCACAAAUAUGUAAACCUCUGUGUGCUCAGCUCACGAACGGCUGCCACCCAUCGGGGUCGCCCUAAGGAAGAUGACAAACGGACGGUCGUGGCAGUAGUGGGGGCCUGUUUCCAUGUACAUGUGGUGGCGCCGUCCUGUAGGAAAAUCCUACGUGGUACUUGAGUACGGUCGAGGAUAGGGAGCUCGAUGGAGGACAGAGCAGUAGCCACCGAUUUUUCUUUGAAUACUUUUCUUGUUCAUUAGAAAUACCUCUCGUACAUGCAAUUGAUGCCUCGUUGCAAAGACGGAGGCUACGCUCUGACUUGGUCAGAUGGCUUUAGUUCCAUUUGGUUCCAUCAAACUUGACUCUUAUUCCCCUUAUUCCAAGACCAAUUGACAAAUACGAAAAAAUAAAUAAAUUAUGAAGAUCCCAGAUUCCCUGACUUUCAAUGGGGGAAAAAGAGCUUUCAUCCAUUUUGGUAAUGAAGAGCUGUUUCUUUCCCCACCUGGCCUGGUAAACGCACAUGUGACCGCAAGCCCCACUGUAACUGUAGUCUUAUUAAUUGCCCAAUUAACCAAUUAACAUUUUGCUCCCACGGAGACAUUGCCUGAAUCUGACGGUCAUUCCAUACUUGUCUGACAUCAUAUCCUGUGGAUAGUUAUAUAACCCCUAACCCUCUGUUCACACCGAUGGCUUCAUGUACACUCUCUGUGCCAUUUAAAUGUUGAGAAAAUAAUCUAUAUUAGUUUUUUUGUCACGUUUAAGAAACUCACAAUUUCCCUUUAUAGAAAUAUUUAUUUUGAAGUUCUAUUUUAUAUAGUAUUUAUUUUAAUUGCUUUUUUGUUUGUGAUGAAGAGUUUUAAAAGCCUUGUCAAAACAGAAUGUACAUUGAAAUUAAAUAUAUAUAUUGUUAAACAUAA
Brienomyrus brachyistius is the source of this 3207-nucleotide messenger RNA. RefSeq names its product protein sprouty homolog 4-like. Gene Ontology annotation, cellular component: membrane; cytosol. The record is from RefSeq and is a predicted model, not a curated record. The transcript has 2 exons. Bases 168 to 1031 code for a protein of 287 amino acids. Lineage: Eukaryota; Metazoa; Chordata; Actinopteri; Osteoglossiformes; Mormyridae. Gene Ontology annotation, biological process: negative regulation of fibroblast growth factor receptor signaling pathway; negative regulation of Ras protein signal transduction; animal organ development.